ACCUAGUUGAAAAUAUUUUACAAACUGUUUUGCACUGCUGAAUAGUUUUUGAAAUUUGGAAAAGCAAACUCAAACAAAAAUACUAACACAUUUAAUCAGUUAUUGAACUAAAAUAUAUUGUAAAACCUUGAUUUACGCAUGUCUUGCAAAAAAAAAAAAGGAAGCAAAAACAGAGCAUAUGCUUGAUCUUCUUCUCAUUCAUUGCUUUAUAACACCAAAGAAAGUAGCUUUAUCUGUGCUACUUGAUGACCCCAUAUCCAUGACUCACCCAUUACCACAAAGCUCCUCAAGUCACAACAGAGCUUUUGUGUUUUAACUGCCACUUGUCUCUUUGUCUUCCCCUUUAAAUAACCAUCUUACCACACAGGUUUCAUCAUCACCAUCACUCACAAUCUCUCAAGAUCAAGAUUAAGAUUCAAGAUUCAAGAUCACUACUCAAUCCUCCAAGAUGACAUUGAGCACAGUCCACCAGCAAAUUCUUGCAUUACCAGCAGUCAAGACUGCUCCUGGAGGUUCCUUGCCUGAUCCAGCUUCCAUAAACAAGCUUCAAAUCCCAUCUCCUUCCAAGAAGUCUGAACAAAGCAAGAAAAAAUCGAUUCUCCGAACCAAUGGCUUCACCAAUGGAACUAAAGAUCAAAGCAAUUUAGGACCUAAGCUAACUGAAACAGUCAAGAGAAAGCUAUCUCUAGGAGCUAAGAUAAUUCAAAUGGGAAGCUUAGAGAAGAUCUACAAGAGGCUCUUUAGAGUCCACGACGAAGAGAAACUCUUCAAGGGCUACCAAUGUUACCUAUCAACAACCGCAGGUCCUAUCGCAGGCUUACUCUUCAUCUCAUCAAAGAAGAUUGCUUUCUGCAGCGAGAGAUCUAUCAAAGUGGCUUCUCCUCAGGGAGAUCUCACCAGGGUUCACUACAAAGUGUCAAUCCCUCUGUGCAAGAUCAAGGGAGUGAACCAGAGUAUGAACACAAAGAAGCCAUCUCAGAAGUACCUUGAAGUAGUCACGGUCGACGGCUUCGACUUCUGGUUCAUGGGGUUCUUGAGCUACCAGAAAGCUUUCAAUUGUCUCGAGCAGGCGCUAAACAAUAAUUAGGAGAGAGCCUUAGAAAGAGACAGACAUUAUAUUGUACAAACACACAUUGUUUUCAAGUGGUGAAUAUAUAUUUUAGCUGAUCCUAUAAACAUACA
Brassica napus (rape) is the source of this 1182-nucleotide messenger RNA. Its product is annotated as putative GEM-like protein 8. The transcript has a single exon. The record is from RefSeq and is a predicted model, not a curated record. Bases 449 to 1087 code for a protein of 212 amino acids. Lineage: Eukaryota; Viridiplantae; Streptophyta; Magnoliopsida; Brassicales; Brassicaceae.